CUAGGCCACAGAGGCCUCUUUUAAUACUUUUUCAAAAACUGUGAAGAUGAAAUUAAUGAACAUCCCCUUUGUAACCCAAACAUCCUAAUAUUCGCAACAGGAAAAUCAUUCAAUAAAAACGUGAUUAAAAAACACAGGUUUUACUAUGGAAGAUGAUGAAUUCAACUUCUAUAGAAUUGUAAAGAGCGAGAAAAAUGUUGCACAACCAGCCCUUAAGGAGUUGUUUGAAACCCUAUGGAACAGAAAAUUCCCUGAAACUCCAUGGAAAAAAGAUUCCAAUAGUGUUCAAUUGUUUGAACAAGAGGAACAAAAAUACUUCCAAAACAGUUUGGAUGGAUUAUCUAACAGAGAAAAGGGAAGAAAAAGGGACAUAAGAAACCGACUUCUGAGCACAUUCCGAGGUAAUCAGUGGGAAAAUUAUGAAUGGGAUAUCAGCAAAUUUGUAUAUGCUUUAGUACACUCUAAACUCUUUCAAUUACAUCAAAUUGAUGGGUCAUGUAUGCCAAUUAGCGAGCACAUUGUCCAGAUAAAAGUCAUUUGUAACAGAACUGCUCAUUUCACAACAGCAACCUGUGAUAAUGCCAAUUUCCAAGAAACUUUAAAGACAACAGGUGAUCACAUAAAAGCAUUAGAAUUAGCACAACUGAAUGUGUCCCCAUACCUUGAAGAUUUACAGAGAAUACAAUCACAGGAAAAACCUGUUUCUGGUGAAAAAUGGUGGGAGAUGAAAACACAGUUUGAAAGGCUGAAAAGUCAGCAACAGAUAUAUGAAGAAAGUCAGCAACAGAUAUAUGAAGAAAGUCAGCAACAGAUAUAUGAAGAAAGAGAGAAAAGAUACACAGUUGUUGAAAAUUUAAAUGAAAAACUGGAAGGGCUGAAAACUGAAGAAGAAUUGCAGAUGGAAGGAUAUUCUGAAGAAAUUAAGAAGGCCUUUGAUUUUUGAUCUUUUGGUUUACGGAAUCGCCGCUCAAAAAAACGUGUUUUCAGAAAAAAAAUAAAAUUGGAAAAAAGUGAUUUUUUUAUUUCCUCCGCUAUGACAUGAAAGCUUGCAGAAGAAAAAAUGCACCGCGUAUUCCAAAAAGAAAAAAAAGUCUCGUUCUUCGAAUAUCCGUCACGGCGAACGAGUCAAAUCAACAUUAGGAAUUCCUAUAAUUCUAUUUUUAAACUUCAUAUCUUAUGCAUGACGUAAACGUCCAAUUAAAAUUUCCAAUAUAUACUGCGCCCAAUCAGGAUGCUUGUUACGCAAUUUACGAAACGUUUAAAAAUGGCUGCGCCCAGGCUGUAUUAUUUCCGAAGUUUUGAAGUAAUUUUAAUGAAAAUGCAAGAACAUUCAAAGUUGCGACGUAGUGCUUUCCUGAAAAAAUGGCCAAUUGUCGGUGAUAUGCAAUCUGUAUUUAGUAUACAACUACGUUAUGGUAACUGUCGUUCCAAUAGCGCAAUGCUUAUUUUACGGUGAUUCUAUGCACCGCUUAUUACGCGAACUUGAAAGCAUUUUUUCCCGAAAAAUAUCAUUUAAAUACACAAUGAUGACAGUACUUUUGUUUGAUGAUAUAAACUGGUACAGGGGACAUUAAAACUGUGUAAUUGUAAGGCCCGGUAAGCAAACGUUUAGCCUGUACAGCUUUUUGGCGUCCGGUAACCUAUUUGUUUAUAAGUUAUGAAUUACGUAUUUUUAAUGAAAUUAUUGAAUGUUAUAUAUUAACAUCAGAUUAAUGUUGAUUAUAGAUGUAAUUACUGUCUUUUCCAAUGUAGCUGUGCAGUAGAUGUGGCAAGACAAAUAUUGACUAACAGAAUUUUCAAAGAUCAUUGCAAAGAUGAACUGUUGUGUUACAUUAGGCCUAUUCAUAAAAUAAAUUAACAAAUACCAAGAAAACAAAAUGAGGAAAGGCAAGGCUUCCAGUUAACAGACAUAGGCUAGGUGUCUGUUUACCAGAUGGCUAGACACUUCCUAUUCCUAACACUUAAAAAGAAAAUUGCUUAUUAGGCACAGUGCAAUGUAUGUUGUCAUAUAGCUGUACCCCUAAGUUUCAGAUUGGGUCCAUAAACAGCCAAGAUGCUUGAAAGCUGCUGAGUGUGAAAUCAUAUAUCCAUGGGUUUAAGAUCUGACAGUGUUGUUCAAAUGUGGGGAAUAUUAGAUUUUUCCAUCUGUUAUUUUAACAGAAGGUAUUAAAUUUCAGUCAGUGUUUAACAUAAUAUGACUUCUAUGUUUCCAAUCAUUUAGUUUGUGAGAAUAUAUGCAUGCAGUUUUUAUGUAUAGUACAGUCCUUUCAAGAAAAAUGUUACAGCUACCUGCCCAGCUGUAUAUUAAUGUAAUUUCACAGAAAUACCAAGACAAAAUUUUUUCUCAAGCUGCUAUGACAAGCCCCUGGAGGCUCAUUUUUAAUCAAAUAUAACCAAGGUCACAAGUAUAUUUGCAGGAAAAAGCAUCAAAAGUGGGAAAGAAGAUUAUAACAUGCAGCCUGUGUGAUGUUAUGUAGAAUUUACCCAUAUUCCUUUCAAAGGUCCGUUUCCUACGGAGAAAAAAAAUUCUAAUUCUGUUUUUUAAUUUUAUUUUUUUCCCCUCCUCCUACGACCAUGUGUCAUCCUGGCGGUUCGUAAACCAAAAAAUAAAAAAAUAAUGGCCAAGGGUUCAAUCUGAAAAUGAAUCCCAGAAGCAGAAACAUUUGAAAGAACUUGAAAAACUCAAGAAUGAAAAUGACUUACAAAAGCAGAGAUACCUUGAAAAACUAAAGAGGCUGAAAACUGAAUAUGAAUUGCAAAAGCAAGCACAUUCUGAAGAAAUUCAGAGGUUUCAAUCUGAAAAUGAAUCACAGAAGCAGACACAUCUAGAGGAACUUAAAAAGGUCAAGAAUAAAUACACAAAAUAUAAAUUAAAAAAGCAAAGAUAUCUUAAAGAACUUAAAGGACUGAAAUCUGAAAAUGAACUACAAAAGAGAACAAAUCCAGAAGAACUCAAGUAUGAAAACACAUUAAAAAAGCAGUCAUAUUCAGCAAAACGUAAAAAACUUCAGUCUAUAGAUAUAGACGAACCAGAGAUACAGAUAUCUCCAAUAAAAAAAGCGGGUAUCAGAAAGUGAUCACUUAAUAUGUGGAAUCCGAUAUACUUCAAUCACUUACCGGCUUGGCACACACAUGUACCUGGGGCCUACGGCCUAUACAAUGGUAUUAAGCCUAACAUAAUAUAACUAUUGCUGAAGUACUUCAAAGUUUAAUAUACCGGUAUCUCUGAUUUCUACUAGAAUGUAUAAAAGUACUUAUCAACAACUUAUACAAGUUGUUUUGUAAAACUUUUCACUUCUAGCUUACAAAUAUUUUUCAAAAACUGAAGGAGGUGUCAAAAACAGAAAUGAACUUGAUGACUGACAUUAGCAUUGCAGUAAAAAUGUGUGCUGAAAUUGGUUUACUUUUAAGAAAACCACAGCUUGUUUCAUCUAAGUUUGAACUUGAUAUGUCAUUAUUAUGUUGCAAGGCAAGUCUCUGAUAGUGCCUUAUCUAGGGCCUACGGACUACACAAGUAAGCUUAUUACAAAUUCUUGUACCCAGAAGAGAGCACAAACUAAUUUCAUUUCAGAAGUAAAAGCACUUUAUGGUUAGCUAAUAAGUGAGUAACUAUCUGCACUUAUUUAGUUAAACAUACUGAGAUCAUUUGAAACCUUUAACCAACUUUAUUAACGUUUAACACAUAAACUUUUGAGUUUAGAAAUAGUAACAUUCACUGAAAUUGCAUAAUGACACUGCUAAAAUGGUAUAAUCUUUUGUAAAAUAAUAAGUUUUAUGAAUUAACAAAACCAAACCUUAGAACUUAUUUGUGCCAUCAAGGAAAUUUUAGGGUUUUCCCAAAAUGUAAACAGGCCUACGGACUAUACAUAAUUAUAAAAGAAGUCAACAGCUUGCCUUAUAUAACUUAUUUACAUUUAUGUAACUUGUGAAGUAUCAAAAAGAGCUAACAAAAUCUUAUGAACAAUAAAUUAAAUAACUGAACAUUAUAUUUCCUUACUAUCAAUGGAACAAAUAAUUCCUAAAUGUUUGAAUUCAGAAAUACAACAAUACAGAUAUAUGACAUUACCUGCAAGAAAAAAGAACUUUGACUUACUCACUUAUUUGUGGAUCUAAAAGCCGAAUACUUGAAAUAUUCAUAUACAAACAUGGCAUUUAAAUGUUUUGCAAUAUUUGAAUUAUUUCUAGAAUGCAGAAUAACUAUUGUACAAAUGACUUAAUAUGUCAGUUUUUCAGAGAGUUAUAAAGCACCAGUAUUUUGUUAACUGAAAUUUGUGGAAAAUCCAUCUGCUGUGCCUCUAAUUUUCUGUUCCCAUUCUUUAUCUCAUCAUUUACCAAAAUUUGUCUCUGUAUGUGUUUCCUUUCAAGCUCUUUGGCAGGCAUUUUCUCACAUCUUGAUCAUUUUUAACAUCCUGCAAACAGGUAUCUACGCAUACUCCUGCAUUUCUUACCUACAUUGUCAGAUUUGCUUUUACUAGUACUGGCACUAUUUUCAGGCUCAGCCUCUUUAUUAUUAUUUCUUGGUGUAGGUUUCAUAGUUUCAUUAAUUUAGAUUUAAUAUCCUGUGAAAAUAAAUGUUUGUAUUUAAUGCAUAUCAUUUUAACAAUUUUUUGUAUAGUCCAUACUAGUUACUUCUAUAAAUUUUUAAAUACUAUAUCACCAAAUUUAAUAUUUAGCAUAAAACAUUUUCUAUUUAGUUAAGGUAGAUGAUUAGCUCUACUUCUUACACUAAAGCCAACAACCUAUAUUCUAUGUUAUUGGUGACUGCCAUUAUUGGCCUGAAGGACUGAUGUCAGUUUCAUUGUAGUGCACAAAACAAUUUCUACAUAAGUACUGAAUUUUGUGUACUAUGAUGCUUCAGAUGCUGAGUGUGUUUAAACCUUACUAUUUUAUCAAUUUUCCUUGCUUGUAACAACUUCAUGUUUAUUUAUCAGGUUAUUAAAGAAUUAGAAUUUGGGGCCUACAGACUAUACUGUAUAGACCGUAAAUGGUUUUACCCUGAAGAACAGACAAGGAGUUGAUGCUCUAAUUUAUUCUUAGUGAUAAAUGCUAGUUACUGCCUGAAACUAAAACACUGUAUUUCAUUAUAAAGUUACUGCAAAUGUUUCUUUGCCACUACCUGUAAUUAUGGGCCUACGGACUAUACAAACAAGAGCUGUCUGAUGACAGCGUGCUCGACUAUUCAAAGAAUUGAUUGAAAAUUGGGGUCAAAAUAUUUCCACAGAUAUUCAGACAAAAGAAACAAAUAGAUUAGACAAACAAUGUUCCUGUAUUUCUUUGAUUUGAUAAGUCUUGCACUAAAUGGCAAUGUAUGAACCAAUUCCAAAGUCCAAAAAGGGCCAUAAUUCAGUCAAAAUAGUUAUGUACUCUUGCCUACAGAUGGAAAUCAUAAUGAUAAACAAGUGUUCAAAGUUUAAAAGCCAUAUGUCAAAUACUUUUGACAAAACGUAGACUUGUAUGAAAAGAACCAAUUUCAAAGUCCAAAAAGGGCCAUAAUUCAGCCAAAAUAGAUGACAGAGUUAUGUACUCUUUCCUACAGAUAGAGACUAUUAUACUAAACAAGUGAUAAAACUUUCAAAGCCAUAUGUCAAACACUUUACAAAUAAUAUGAACUGGUACGGAAAACUUAUAGAUUUCUUUGUCAAAAAGGGCCAUAAUUCAGCCAAAAUCCUUGAUGGAGUUAUGUACUCUUGCCUAUAACUGGACAUGGUGAUGGUAAACAAGUGUUGAAAGUUUCAAAUCUUUAUCUCAAAAGACAAUGUCAAAAUGUGGACUGGUACGAAAUAUUAACCCUGAUUUCUAAGUCAAAAAGGGCCAUAAUUCACCUAAAAUCCUUGAUGGAGUUAUGUGCUCUUGCCUGUAACUGGACAUGGUGAUGGUAAACAAGUGUUGAAAGUUUCAAAUCUUUAUCUCAAAAGACUUUGUCAAAAUAUGAACUGGUACGAAAAACUUAACCAAGAUUUCUAAGUCGAAAGGGGCUAUAAUUCAGCCAAAAUCCUUGAUGGAGUUAUGUGCUCUUGCCUAUAAUUGGCCAUGGUGGUGGUAAACAAGUGUUGAAAGUUUCAAAGCUUUAUCUCAAAAGACAAUGUCAAAAUGUGGACUGGUACGAAAAACUUAACCAAGGUGUGAUGCCGACGCCGACAAUGUAAAAUUUUGCAUAUAUUCACAAAAAAUAUUCAGGCAUUUUAUGUAGUACUGUUACUAGAUAUUUGAAGUUAUAUGCUUUAUACACCCAGCAACAGUAAUUUAUUUACAAAUCUAUUACUUUUAAUUUGAUUGUCUUUACCUUAAAAAAAUGGGUGAAAAAACUCAAAACUUAUAACAAAGGUACACUUUUAUACAAAUAACUAUUCAGUUAUCAAUUUUGGUCCGAUUUUGAUUCUGUAACAAGAGUGCCAGAAUGUCACAAUAUAUGCCCGUCACAGCAAAUUUCUUUACACUAGCACCUGUAUUUGCAAAUGGAAUUUUAAUUUUCUAGUUGUUUACAAUGUUGUUGUUUUUUUUAGAAAUUAUUGUAAUUCUUUUAUUUUUCUAAGUCCUCAAAAAAAAAUCCUUACCAGGUAGAGAUACCUUAAAAUACACCCAAAAUUUGAAAGUAAGAGGUUAUUAUCUUUCCAUUAUGAAGUAUGCACUCGCUCUUCUACAGAAAAAUACUGUGCUCCUUCAAGAUGCGCAAUAUUUUCACUACAGAACUCACACAUAUUUCCCGAUACAAAGCUAAUAACCUGUAAUAAUCAUAGAAUGAUAAUAUUAUGAUUAUAGAUUUGUAUUUGUUUAGUUCAGUGUUAGAUCAAAAUACUGUUCAAUGAGUGAACACAAAAUGCAAUAACUUCAUUAGGCGUAAAAAAAAAUUGUUUGUUUCCGGUAUCCCGACCUACCCUAAAUUUUUGGCCCGACCCUAAAUGUUUUUAUGGCCUUGGAGAAUAUUUUUUUCAACUUUUUAACAAAAAGUUGCAAAACUGCACUUUUUAUGCUUUAAACAUGUCCAGUGAUGUUAGAAAUCAACUUACUGAUGUUCUGAAGGCAUUACCCCCUUAUUUACAUUCAUUUUUUGACACAAAAAUAAUUUCCGAAAAGUCUCCCUUAAUAAAAAAAAAAAUCCAAAAAAAAAA
This is a messenger RNA of Mercenaria mercenaria, 7109 nucleotides long. RefSeq lists its product as uncharacterized. Bases 146 to 943 code for a protein of 265 amino acids. NCBI's taxonomy places the organism in Eukaryota, Metazoa, Mollusca, Bivalvia, Venerida, Veneridae. The transcript is spliced from 2 exons. The record is from RefSeq and is a predicted model, not a curated record.